GAACAGGCACGACAAAAUAAUAAUAAUUAUUUGCCUCGCCUUCUGAAGGAUAGUCGCAGGCUAGUAUAGUGCGAGCCACACUGAGACAGACUAAUCAGUCGUAACCAUUUUCACUCCUGCACUGACACUGUGCGUGCACGUCGUUAGUAGUGCUAGUGUACAGGUUUCACAUGUUCACGAGGAAGCGCCCGGAAACUCGGGCGUGAAAUUCGAAAGCUCCUCCAGCCGGAAAAUCUCACGCCAAGUCGUGAUACUGAUACUACAGUGAUAGUCACAUUCUCCUUGAAGGAAGGCGCAGGGUGUAUGAUUGAUACUGAUAGUGAUAGAGUUGUCCCUGGACAUUACCAUGAUGAGGUGUCUGGGGCAAAUACAGGUGUCGACGAUGUCGUGAGCUCCGCUGUGCAAUAUCUCGCAGUCUGUGAUCUAAUGAGCAGCGAUCAGCGCUGCAGCUAGCUCUUCGCCAGCCUGCCACGUUGGUGUCCGAAAAAGAAAGCAAGUGGUGCUUUUCCGUUGUUGGCCUCAGCUGUACUCGCGGUGUCGGCACUCAUCGCUGUGACGGACGGAAAGUUUAGUUUUGACGAGUGCCAGUAAAGGAAGAACGGUGUUUGACUGCAGUUUCUGGCGUCCGGUACUGUAUCUGUUGCUGAUGAGCGUUGGUGAGCGCACUCGGCGUUCAUCCGUGCGUGUUGGACAUGGGCGCAGCUGUCCGCUACUAAGUAGUUACGCAAGUGGCGGUGUGCGUGGCAGCGUGAUGUUUGGCCGAGACUUACUCUCCACCGCGUCAGUAGCGCUGGUGCUGGUGCUGGUACUUCUCGUAAGUGGUGGCAAUCGGCAAUGUCAAGCAUUCGAUAUCUGCAUGAACCAGACAUUCUUCAGAGUGUUGGAGUUAGGAAUACCCAACUUUGGAGUGCUGGCCCUUGCGGACGAAGAAGAUGUCUGUGCAGAUUGGACGGAUCGGCAAGGUGGUGUUCAGUUUCUCGAUGCCACGCAAGAGCUGUACCUGUUUGGACAGAAGUCUCAGCUACUAUCCACUGUUCAGCCAUUGCUCUAUCUACAUACAUAUCCAAUGGAGGAGGUACGUUACAACGUGACAUGGUCGGCUUUCCACCCACGUGAUGUAGAUAAUGGCCUGGCUCUUGUGUAUCAGAAGUCUCCCUGGUCUGGUUAUCUAGGCCCUGACCAAUAUCUCAACCUGAGUCUUGCAUUCAGCUGCACAGCAACUGACAAGCAGCAUUUCACACAGAUCUUCCUGACUUAUAACAUCACCACCAACAACACCGCCACCAACAACCCGCCAACCCACGUGUCCUUCUAUCUCUUCUUCCAGUUCAUCUGCAAUGAUACCAAUAACAUUGAUAAGAGAUACUUCUUUGAAGUGCCGUUUGUCCAUCCUGUUAUUUCCUUCUCACCUCAGCAUCUUCACCGCACGGAGCUGUUGGCCGUGAUGGCUGUGCUGGCAGUGCUGGUGCUGCUGGCAGUGCUGGCUAUUGUCUACUUUGAGUGCUGCUUUCGCCAACGUUGGCUGGACAAGCACAUGAAGGAUACGACUGGCAAAGAUUCGGGUAUGAGAAGUGGAGCACAGGCCAUCAGUGAGGAAGGCCAGUCAGUGGGAUCAGUUCCAUUCGAAGGUCUACAGCUGCACCCAGACGAUAUCAUCCUCGGACAGGAGAUUGGAAAAGGUGCCUUUGGUGUGGUGUUUGAGGGUUAUCUUCACGGAGAGAGAGUGGCGGUGAAAACACUGAAGUGUGGAAGUGAUAUAUCCAGCAAACAGCUGUACCGGUUCCUGGAAGAGGCACACGUGAUGGCGCAAUUCCAGCACCCAAACAUCCUCAACCUGGUUGGCAUCUGCUUGGAAUCAGCCGCACCUCAAAUAGUUGUGCCGUACAUGCAGAAUGGUGAUUUGCACUCCUACUUGAAGCUGUUCAACCCAAUAUUCUCACCAGGAGCAGUGGAACUCCGCUUUGAGCAGCUUUUUGAGUUUGCUCUGCAAGUCGCCCUCGGCAUGUCCUACCUCGGCAAGCGUAACUUUGUUCACAGGGAUUUGGCUGCCAGAAACUGCAUGCUGAAUUCUGAUAUGGUUGUCAAAGUCGGCGACUUUGGGCUGGGCCGUGAUGUUCAGGAUGAGUCCUAUUACAAAGUCAGCACAGAGUUCAUGCUACCAGUCAAGUGGAUGGCACUGGAGAGCUUGCAGUACUACAAGUUCACCACACAGAGUGACGUGUGGUCGUAUGGCAUUGUCCUCUGGGAGCUGAUGAGUCUUGGCCAAGUGCCCUAUGCUGGUGUAGCCAACCAUGAGAUCCUGGAACACUUGUCCGAAGGCAAUCGCCUUGUGCAGCCCAAGAGCUGUCCGGAUCGAGUGUAUAGUUUGAUGCUGAACUGCUGGGCGGGCGAUGCCCUUGAUCGUCCGCUCUUCUCGCAGAUCCUGGCCGCGCUGCGUUCCAUUGACCAGUCUACAUAUGAUCUAAUGCUGUGUAAGCCGCUGUAUCUUCACCAUCCGCCUGAGUCUAUUGACAUGAUCAGCCACACCAGUGAUGUGUCUGUACCACUCACAAGACUUCCAACCGCCGCAGGCAAAGGCUCCAGUAGUAUUGGUGGAAGUGAGGCAUCGACUCCAAUGACAGAAAGUGCGUUGGGUCGCACUGCACAUACUCUUGCCGCAGCUGUAUCCAGCAGCACUGCAGCCACAUUCAAGGUGUGCUCACCACCCGCCAAGCCACAAGUGGAUGAGGCUUCCAGGACAGCCUGAAUAGCCGGUGACAUGCGCGAGUUUCCGAGAGGCUCGUGUCAGUUAUGCCGCUUCUGCUGGCGCAUGGUUAGAUCUCUACUGCCGAUGUCCCUGGACUGAUGUGACAUGACUGAUGUCACAUGACUGAUGUCACAUGACUGUUGUCACAUAACUGAUGUCGCAUGACUGUUUGCUGCACGGGGAGAAAUGCUGGCCGAUCUACUAGUACUUAACUUGUCCCGUAUAUCACAAUGUGCUGCAAAGGUAGAAAUGCUGGAUGAUCAGCUCACCUAGUAAAGCUUUGCCCACUAGUCCUCAAGUAAGUUCAAGCACGGUUACGUUUUGAAUAGAAUUGAUAAUUUGAUAACCAUCAUGCACCUGCUGUACUGUAAGUAGGGCUUAGCCAUUUGCAGCUCUUUUUGUUGUUGUAAAAGUGCCUCCCAUUGAUGUACAUGUAUAUACGCACUGUCUACAGAAAGUACUGAUUUUGCCAUACAUGUAUCAGUGAUAAAAGGAUCUCGCCAUACACAGUUGCAUGGUAACAUGUUGAUGUUUCUACCGUAUCUUUCCAGGAACUUCUCUUUCAGGCAGCCUGCACUUUGUCCAUCUCCGAACAAAUCCAUGCAAUUGUAUGCAUUCUCCGUGCAUGACCGUAAGCAUACUUGUGCACAUGCAUGAAUGCAGAGCAAUAUUCACUGGCCUCACAUGCUCAAUCCCGAGUUGUCGAUCCAUAUGGCAAAGA
Molecule: messenger RNA, 3467 nt
Organism: Sycon ciliatum
Lineage: Eukaryota; Metazoa; Porifera; Calcarea; Leucosolenida; Sycettidae
Product: tyrosine-protein kinase receptor TYRO3-like
Exons: 16
Coding region: 647-2746 (699 amino acids)
Biological process (GO): positive regulation of kinase activity; multicellular organism development; cell surface receptor protein tyrosine kinase signaling pathway
Cellular component (GO): signaling receptor complex; plasma membrane
Molecular function (GO): ATP binding; transmembrane receptor protein tyrosine kinase activity
Source: RefSeq, a predicted model, not a curated record